Molecule: messenger RNA, 4684 nt
Organism: Thrips palmi
Lineage: Eukaryota; Metazoa; Arthropoda; Insecta; Thysanoptera; Thripidae
Gene: Usp20-33
Product: ubiquitin carboxyl-terminal hydrolase 20
Exons: 17
Coding region: 167-2926 (919 amino acids)
Biological process (GO): protein deubiquitination
Molecular function (GO): cysteine-type deubiquitinase activity; zinc ion binding
Source: RefSeq, a predicted model, not a curated record
AUCGAAACAAUCGAUAUUGCGCAGGAUUUUGUUAGUUUGUUGGUCUGCUAUCAUCGUGAUUAUUUUCGACAAUGGGCACAAUUCCCUUUCAAGAUGUGAAUCAUUUAAAGUUUAUCUAAUGUGUUGCAUUCUAUCACUUUAAAUGGUAACAAGUGAAGCCUAAGAAAUGUCUGCCAGACCUAGCAAAUGCCCUCAUGUAUCCAAUAUUCCGCGUGGCGCCCAAGCUGAAAUAGAAAGGGCAAAAGAAGUCUCAACAUGCAAGGAAUGUGGAUCCCAAGGCCCAAAUUUGUGGAUUUGUCUCUAUAAGGAUUGUUUCAAAGUGGGCUGUGGGGAGGCACAUGGAGAUCAUAGCACACUUCAUAACAGAUUCCUGCCAAGGCACUGUGUUCAUCUUAAUCUAUCUACUCUGCGCGCCUGGUGCUAUCUUUGUGAAGCAGAAGUAUUUAUGGAACAAGCUGUGGAACCAAGUGAUUCAAGUGAUACAGAGGAGAACUGGCGAGAAGAUGAAAACUGGCGUGAAGAUGAAUCUAAACCUCGAGGCCUUACCGGACUUCAAAACAUUGGAAAUACAUGCUACAUGAAUUCAGCUUUACAAGCUUUAUCAAAUUCACCACCACUCACUCAGUUUUUCCUGGAAUGUGGUACUUCCCUAAUUUCACUCCGAAGUGGAGAUCGCAAACCUGGCUUGUCUCGCAGCUACCACCGCCUCAUUCAAGAAAUGUGGCAUAAAAAACGACCUGGAUAUGUUGUACCAACUGCUAUUUUAUAUGGAAUUCGAAAUGUGCAUCCUAUGUUCCGUGGCUAUCAGCAGCAUGACACUCAAGAGUUUUUGCGUUGCUUCAUGGAUCAAUUGCAUGAAGAGUUAAAAGAACCUGUGAGUCGGCCUCCAACUCCUGCAGCUUUGCUCCAAGAAAGUGGAAGAGCUGCAUCAUUUGAAGAUCUAUCAGAUGAUGAAGACUCAGAAAAAAAAGACUUUGGCCAGCAUGAAGGAAGUUGUGGCGGAGCAUCCAGUCAGUCAGAAGGAGAGUAUGAAACCUGUGAUUCGGGAGUAAGCGAGCGGAGCUCCCUCAGUGAUGAAUGCUUAGAACGACGUAAUAGUGGAAGUAAAAUGCCCAGAGUGUCUCGUUCUCCUUCUCCACCAGUGGACAGAAUGAGAUCAAAACUAUCUUCAGCACAUAGUAACCGCAAGAAACACAUUACUAAACAUCGAAGCAUCAUAUCUGAUGUCUUUGAUGGGAAACUCCUUAGUUCUGUCCAGUGUCUCACAUGUGAUCGAAUAUCAAAUCGUAUUGAAACAUUCCAAGACUUGUCUUUGCCAAUUCCAUCUCGAGACCACAUUCACAUGUUACACAAGGGCAGUGGUGCUCUCUCAGCCUGCUCUGAUGUGUAUGCUGCUGAUCAGAACUGGCUGCACUGGUUUGUGGAUUGGCUGCGCUCAUGGUUUUGGGGUCCAACAGUCUCCUUACAUGAUUGUCUAGGAGCAUUUUUCAGUGCAGAUGAAUUAAAGGGCGACAACAUGUACAGUUGUGAGAAGUGCAAUAAACUAAGAAAUGGAGUCAAAUAUUCAAAAGUCAUGGAACUCCCUGAAAUUUUGUGCAUUCAUUUGAAACGUUUUCGUCAUGAACUCAUGUCUUCUUCAAAAAUAAGCAACUAUGUAUCUUUCCCUCUCACACAACUAGACAUGAGGCCCUACUUACACAAAGAUUGCACCUCAUCAGUAUCAUCUUACGAUCUGGUCUCUGUCAUCUGUCACCAUGGCACAGCUGGAGGUGGACACUAUACUUGCUAUUCACUCAAUUGCCAAAGCCAACAGUGGUUUGAAUUCGAUGAUCAGUAUGUGACUCAGGUAUCUCCAGAGACAGUACAGAACUGUGAGGCAUAUGUCCUUUUCUACAGAAAGUCCUGUGAUCAGGUGAAGCGGUUUAGGUCACAAGCUGUAGAACUACUGGAACAAUCAAAUAAUGAACCUUCUUUAAUGACAUUCUAUAUAUCCAAGCAAUGGCUUAAUAAACUGAACACUUUUGCGGAGCCAGGGCCUAUUGAUAACACAGAUUUUCUCUGUCACCAUGGAGGUGUGCGGCCUGAUAGAAUAAAUGUUCUGCAACUUAUGUAUACUACUGUCAGCCAUGCAGUAUGGGAAUGCUUGUACAACAUGUAUGGUGGAGGACCAGCAUGCAACCGACUUUUCACUUGUGCUACUUGUGAGCAAGAGCAAGCUGACUUGCAAUCAAGAGUGCGAAGUGAACUUGCUGCAUUUAUGCAACUAAACAAGCAAUUUUUGGAAGAUGAUUCAACAUCAAAUAUUUACCUCAUCUCAAUGCAGUGGUUUAGGCAAUGGUAUAAUUUCGUUCGUGAGAAGGACAGUGAACCACCUGGUCAAAUUGACAACACUCCUAUUAUUUACACUAAUUCCAAGACCGGGCAGAUACUUCUGAAACAAGGUUCUGAUUAUGCUCAACUUUCCAAAGAGAUGUGGGAAUUUUUCCAUGGUACCUAUGGUGGAGGUCCUGAACUUGUGCUCAGACCCACAAUGGCGAGGAAUUCAAAUGCACCAGGAAUUCGCUCUGGAUCUCGAGGUACUGAAAAUUUAAUAUGUGAUAUAACUACAAAAAACAGCCAGUCUCCAUUUCCAGAAAGUGCACAUUCUAGCCUAGAAAAUCUUACACAAAAGAUGGCCACUCUUGUUUCCUCUGGACAAAUGGGCAGCAGUUCCAGUCUGGGGAGUAACCCUUCUCAGUCUUGUGCAUCCAGUGGGGCAAGCACGAGCGGUGUCAGUGGAUUGAGCUACUCAAGUGGACAACGAACGGAGGUAGCCACAGGAAAGGACCAAGAUAGUGGAGAUGAUGUUACAUUUCUAAAUUCUUCACCACCAGUCCAAGACAGUCCAAAGCUAACACAGUUUUAUGGUGAUGUUGUUGAUCUUUGAAUCCUUGUUAAUUAUGUGGAAAUGCAAAUCAAAGCAGGCACUGUACAAAUAAUGUUUUCUUUACAAAUGAACUGUGAUGAUUGGGCUACCUCCAUAAGUUUGAUUGGGAUAACUGUCUUUUUCCAAAAAUAUUUGAACUGUUGCUUUCAAUAAAUGUAGUUUGCCUCUCUUCUUAAGAAUCAAUGCUUAUUAGACUAUGGGCUAUUCUAUUCAAGGGACAAAUGAGUCUGAGGUCUGUGAUCCUGUUGAAAUCAUUUAUCAAUUUUCUUACAGUAUUACCUUAUUACCCAAUUACCCAAUAAGGGUAAUGCAUGUACUGUAUGGAAGGUGUUAAAUUAAAUCCCCUUAAAUUGAUAGGCAUUAUGCCUACUAGAGCAAUAAGAGCUUUGAAUCAAAGACACAGCAUUUAGUCAUCCUGUUUCCCUGUGUAGGUUUCUUGCUUUUAUUCCUGUAUUUUGAUAUUUUCUUCUUUUUACUUUUUGAAGGUUUAGUAUUCCUAUACUAAGUUGGUCCUUCACUGUUAUAAUUUACCUCAUCGGUUAUAUUUAACUUCUUUGUUUUAUUUCAAAAUGCUUUUGUGUGAAUGCCCUUUUGGGGAUUUGUCUGUAAGUGUCCUAGGUGUUAGGAAUUACAAUCACUGCUUUACCUGGAUUUGGCAUUUUGUUUGUUUCUGAAUUGAUGCAGUAUGCACCUUAUGUAUACUGUUAAGAUAUUCGGGAGACACACGGUGCAGAAUGUUUUAAUUGAAUGAAGUCAAUUAAUAUUUAUUGUACAAUUAUGUAUCCAUACAUAUAUUUUCUUGAAAUUCCUAUUCCCCAUAUGCAACAUCUACUUGUUCUACAAGCACUUGACUAACAGUACAAUAACACACAAACAUUAAUUGUCCUCUUACAAUAGACAAUACAUUGACGAACACUGACAAGACAGGGAAAAAAAACCAAGUAUGUAUGAAUUUCCACUAAGGACAAACAUUUGCACAAAGGCCCCACCAAAUACACUAUUUGUUUAAUUCAAUGGUGAUGCCAAAUGGAGACAGAAAAUUCAAAGUCCACAAUUUAGGACAAGACCCCUGGACUUGAAACAAAGCUGAAGCUAACAGUCAAAGAACAUCACGAACAGAGCAAAUAUUUAUACUGAGAGUAACACAAAUUGUACUUAUCACAGAUUUCCUACAGCUGAAGUAUGAGAAAUAAGACUAUCACUAAAAUCUAGAUAUUGAUGCUUCUUAUGAUACGAUCAAAUGAAAAAAGAUUCAUCAAAACUGGCAUACUUGAGUCCUCAGAAGGCAUCACUCUCGACAACUUCCAGGUAUGCCUAAGAUAAUUAUUUCUAAGUAAUUUUGUAAUCUUCAAAGAGAAAAUUAACAAUUUGGCAAUUUAGCCUAGGCCUAAGGGAUGCAAUAAUGAGAAGAGUAAGUGUGCCAUGAAAAUGAUCGAAUAUUUCAACUUCAGACAUUAAUGGGGAAGGCCAUUCUUAAGAACAAUGAAGACAUGAUUUAUGUUCUUUAGUCCAAAUAAUGAAAAGAUAAAAUGAAACCAGUCCUUACAUCAGUAAAUGAGCUAUUUCACCCUAAAAAGAAGUAAAUCCCCAUGAAAUAUUCAAAUGGUUUUCACAGAUUCUACAAUGCAAAUUACCUCUUUCAUAUACAUACUACUCUAGGUUAGUAAAAUGAACAGGAGGAAAACAGGAUGUCUAUAGAUCUUUAAGUGUACCAUAUCUUAAAUGGCUACAAUGUUAAAAUAUAUGCAUACAUGUGAA